Molecule: messenger RNA, 381 nt
Organism: Lactuca sativa (garden lettuce)
Lineage: Eukaryota; Viridiplantae; Streptophyta; Magnoliopsida; Asterales; Asteraceae
Source: RefSeq, a predicted model, not a curated record
AUGGUUGCUGAUUUUGCAAAGUUAAUGGUUAAUCGAUUUCAGAUGAGUAUGAAUCAUGAAAUGAGCUUCUUCCUCACACUACAAAUUAAACAUACAAACAAAGGAAUCUUCUUUCAUCAAGAGAAAUUCAUUUCCGAACUUCUUAAGAAAUAUUCAAUGGACACCUGUGCCUCUGCAAAGGUUCCAAUGCGUUUCGGACACAAGAUCUUCUUCGAACCCUCAGGUGUUGCCGUUGAUAAGAAGAAGUAUAGGGGAAUGAUCAGAUUGCUACUCUACCUCACUACAAGUCGUUCAGACAUCAUGUUCUCUACAUGUCUGUGUGCUAGAUUACUAGUUAAUCCAAAGAUGUCUCAUCUUUUGACUAUCAAGAAAAUCUUCUGA